Molecule: messenger RNA, 4743 nt
Organism: Acytostelium subglobosum LB1
Lineage: Eukaryota; Evosea; Eumycetozoa; Acytosteliales; Acytosteliaceae
Exons: 3
Coding region: 1-4743 (1580 amino acids)
Biological process (GO): intracellular distribution of mitochondria
Cellular component (GO): cytoplasm
Molecular function (GO): mRNA binding; protein binding
Source: RefSeq, a predicted model, not a curated record
AUGGAGCGUAAACAGUUUGCAAGUUUGUUCGCUUACUGGACUGUUAAAGAGAAGUCCAGUGCUGACAAUGCUCCAACAACAUCAACAUCAUCAACACAAUCAAAUAGAAAUGUUGCCUCGCCAACAGUACCAGGUCAGAGAAGACAACAAUACCAACCUCAACAGCCUGCUCAGCAACAACAACAACAAGUUCAGCCGAAGCCUCAAGCUCAAGAUCAACAUAUAGCAGAGGAAGUGCAUGCUGCCGUGAUACCUCAGACCGUUGCCCAGCCCCCACAAGUCGCUCAACAGGAGGCAGAACAAAAUGUUGGUGUCAGUGCCUAUGUCAAUGUUGUUGCUGCUCCGGCAGCCGCGGUUGCAUCAAGAGAGGUACCACCACAACAACACGAACAUCAACAACAUCUGUUGAGACCAGUUGGCGAUGACUCGAGCAAUGAUGGAAGCAACCAUAGUACCAACUCACAUAUUUCCUACGUGAAUGUGUCGGCAUCUGGCUAUGACACUCUGUCUGAACACGAACACGUCGAUAGGAUUAGGUUCAGCGACACCAUAUCCUACCUGAGCGAGGGCUCAAUCUACCAACCAAUCUCUGCCUACUCCAUCAUGCCAAUGAGUUGUGGCUCGCCCCACACCACCCAGAGCAGCGCUCCAUCAUCAUUGAAUGCCAGCGCUGGUGGCUACACCAACUUUGUUGGCGGGUCACCUGUUGCCACAGCCACAGACGAGGCCUCGCUGAAGUACUCCACAUAUUCAUCAUACUCACAGAUGUCGUCCAAUGACUCGGAGGCAGGAUCAUACUCAUCAUACACUCAACAUCAACUCAACUAUGGAUACCAAAAGACACUCACUGAUGACGAGUCUGGAAGCUCCAAGGAGUCGUUGGAGCGCGAGAAGAAUCUUUUGAAAAGUCGUGAGGCCAAGGAUAAUGGAAGGAAUUGGAAUGGCGAGUUCCAGGACAUUUUGAAGUUGCCCGCGUCCACUGCCAAGUUUGAUGAGUUGACUUUCAUGGCGAUGGACUUUGUAAAGACGGCCGAGACCUAUGGAAACAUCAUCAUCAAGGAGAUGUUCAUGCCCAACCAUCUCAAAACAAUCAAACCGAUCAACAUUGGUGGUGUGGCCGGUGGCGCCAAGUACAUCUGUCAGAACAUCCUCUUCAAGUUUGCCUACGAUCAAAAGAUUGGCGAGUCCUACCUCUACGGUGGCAAGGUACCCUCUGACUAUGGCGCGUCCAAGGCUGCUGGUAAUGAGUUGCGAGGUCUUUCCUACUUCUUCCAGAACGUGAUGGAUCAUGACUUUGGCCAGAUCAAUGUGCCAUUGAUGUGUUUGAUCGAUAGUUAUGGAUACAGAUUGAUCGCAAUAUCAGUGCUGCCAAUCAAGAAGGAUACAUUGAUUUAUGGUAGUUCUGAUGGUGGAAAUACGAUGCAUAAUGAUGUUGAUGAGGUUAAUGAGAUGAUGGAGAAGGUUUGCAAGAAGAUGAACUUGAAGGGUCAUCUGGCAGGCCUCGACCCCAAGUACAUCUAUGGUCCAGGUGACUUUGAAAUCCAUCAGUCACCCGAGGACAACGCAUACUAUGCACUUGACUUUGGCCGUCUACUCCCGCCCCAAGCAUACUUUGACAGCAAUGGACAUGCCAUCGCUCACCGCGAUGUUUUCUUCAAACUGCUGCGACCAGAGCUUGUCCGCACAUUUGAUCGCCCUCUAUCCAGUGACGCAUUCACAGGCUGGGGUUCAGAGGACCCCAAGCAAGAGCAACAUAAUGAGGACAUCAUCGAGGCUACGAGUCAUCUAUUCGACAUUGUGAUCAGACAGGCGGCAACAGAGCUUGAGUCGCUGGCCAAGCAGGAGUUGUUCAAAGACACCUUUGAUAUUGGACCCUUUGUUCACAAGUUUGGAAUCAAUCUGCGACAUCUUGGCCGGCUGCGCAGUAUGAUUGAUAGCAGCAACACAAAGGUGCGACGACUCAUACUCAAUGAGAUGGUGGUGCGCGUGCUCAAGAGCGCCAUAAAGGACGAGCUGCGACUCAAACUCAGCGUGAAGGGACAUUACGUAGGUUCAGAGAAGAAGCGCUUCGAUACCAUCGUCAACUUUAUGAACAGAAUGUUCAACAACGAGGACAAGCUGGCCCCACUCAAAGACUUUUGGACCGUGCAGAUCAAGUUGAUGCUAGGCGAGAAGUAUGGCGCGACCACCUGUGGUCUGACCAGCGAGGAGAUGCACGCCAACUACGAUCUGUUCUUCUCAAUCUCGCUGCCACUGCUCAUCCAGCGUCUGCAGAAGAAGACUGGCAUCAAGUUCUCCAAACGUAUUCAGGAGCACUUUGACACGAUCGAGAAGUCCACGCAGACCAACCUCAAGCCCAUAACAUUCCCCGUGAUGUUCUACGUCGACGUCAAGUCGGUGAGCUCUGUGGUCAAGCACAGCAACCUGGUGGCAAGAUCCGAGGGCAUUUCGCUGUACAUGAAGGCGCUGGACAUGAUCUACGCCAACAUGGUCCUCUACGGCAAGCCACUCAAAGAGCCAGACUUCGCACGAUUCAAUCAUGAGACGAACGAGGAGAGCCAGCUGCUCAAGAAGAGCAAGAAGAAGCUGGAGAAGGCAUCUCGCUCGUCCACGACCGACGCCAACCUCAACCGCCUGCUUGGCACACUGGAGAUCGAGAUCUGGAAGCUGGAGAAGUCAACAAGCUAUGUGGUCGACCUCGCAAUCAAGUACCUCGAGCAAUCAUUGGCCUACGCUGAGACGGCUGAGGUCCUCAUCAGUCUGGGCACGGUCUACGACCUCAAGGACGAAUGGGCAAAGGCCACCGCAUACUAUGAGCGACUCAAGGUCCUCGACCCUGCACUGGCCGUUCCAACUUUGUUUGAGAGCGCAGCAACAUUCGCGCCAUACUAUUCAGUGUGUGAUUCAAACAAGCGAUGGAAGUAUGCCAACACUUCAGUUCAUCAACUGAUCAUGGCCCUGUCCAUCUUGGACAUGCACCCGACCGACAAUGCCACGGUCGUGGAGUACAUGCCAAAGUGCUACAAGGUGUUGAUCGUCGCACUGAUGAAGUGCUUCUCGCUCACGGACAACAAGUACUACCAGGACUUCCAAUUGGUCAUUGCCACAUGCAAGAUCGAGACGCCACUCUACGAGUACAUUGGACACUCAAUCAUUGAGCGCGCUCUUCAAAAGUACCCAACUCUACUGGAUGACAUCCUGCAUGACAUGGUCACACUGAUCAGGACGACCAUGCCAUUCAUAUGUUUAAUGCGAUUCGCUCCAUUCACUCCGACCUUUGUCACCAAGUUCUUGGACGCGAUCAAGGACAACCCUUCAGUACUGGACAGUUUGAGCACAGAGCACUACGAGAUCAUGAACAGGGAGAAGCUGCUGAUGAAGAACGUGCUCUCGCUUGGACAUCAGUUCAGUUGUCUAAAGUUGCGCGAGUAUAAUGAUGUGCUCAAGGACGCCAUUGCCUUGCUCCCGAUGCAGACUCAUCUACAGUCAUUGUCCGUUCAUUCGAUGAUCAUGUAUGAGCACAACUCAUACUACUUGAGCAAUGUUGCCAAGUGCUUCACCAACACGCUGGUCACACUGGAUCUAUGUGAUGUUAAGGACAACACAUUGGAGGUUGAUCUGCCCCCUGGCACGCUUCUUCCCAGCCUCAAGAGCUUCACGAUCAGAACAUGCAUGUUCUCGCAAGGCUUCCUCGUGCAUCUAUUGCAAUCAUUCGCUGGCAACCUUGAAGAGAUGACGUUUGAGGGCGAGCCACUCAAUGAGCAAACAUCAUUGUUGCGCCAGUUCACCAAACUCAAGCAUCUGGAGGCCUGUGGAUAUGUCUAUGGAUUCAAGUUUGAUCAUCUGCCCCCAACACUCACCAGUCUUGAUUGGUGCAUGACUAUUGAGCAGAACGAGGAUGAGAUGGAUUUGCCGAUUGUCGAACCAUUGCUGCGUCAGUGUCCUGGUCUUACACACUUGGGUACCAACGGCAUGGACUGUCAAUGGAACAAGGAGAUGGCUUUGCUCAAGAAGCACCCGCUCAAGACUAUAAGGAUACUUGCCAAUCGACAGACAUUUGCUGAACAACGGAUGGAUCAAGGCUUGGAUGUGUGGGCCACCAGCUUGGAGUACCUCAAGAUCUGCCUCAACCAAUAUGGUGACUUUGAUCGCUUCGCACAAACACUCUCGGCACUUCGCAACUUACGCAAGUUGGACUGUGAGUUGUAUUACUUUGACGAUGACAUGCUCACGGCAUUCAUUGACAAUCUAAAGUGUUUGGAGUACAUGGACACGGGCACGGCGGCACAGCUCCAAUUACGUCCACAGCCCAACCCAUUUGAAUGUCUCCGCACACUCAAGAUGCUCAAGCUCAAGGUCAUCCCCUCCAACUACGAACAGAUGGGACUCAUCUUCCCCAACCUCAUCAACCUGAGUGUGCGAAGCUCAUUUGGCUUCAAUGAUCAAUGCUUCCGCAAUCUGAUCUCCAACUUUUCAAAGCUGGAGAGUCUGAUGUUUGACUUCUCAGCAGACAUCACUGACAAUGGAUUCAUGUCGCUGUUCACCUCGCCAUGUCUAAAGACACUUCGAACGAUCAACAUUGGACGAGCGACAUCUGAUUCGUCUGCUGUGCGACUGGCCUUGAUGUGUCCAACUCUGGAGAGCAUCAGACUGUACAACACCAAGUUCCUAUGUAUCAAGACUCAUCAGUUCUUUGCAGCCAGGUUCCCUCAUAUUAGGAUUGAGCCAGCACUGGUGGAGUAG